CAAACUCUAGACGUCUAUCUAUACAUAAUCCCCGCCAUAAAUCAUCUCAAAAUUUCAGUUUUUUCAAUAGUUUUAAUCCCAUUUCGAUAUGGAUCCCUUAGAUCCAUACGCUGCCAGAAACUCUCCACCGCCGAGUGCCCCGUGGGCCUUUGACCAACCACCGCCAACAGGCAUACCAGUUUCACCUCCUAACUAUAACUAUUUUGACAAUUACCAAAUACCUCCACCACGAUCACCACCACCGCCACCGCCACCGCCACCGUUACCUCAAGCUCAUGUUAGCACUCCAGGGAAGUGGUCUACUGGUCUCUGUGGUUGCUGCUCCGAUAUUCCAAACUGUUGUAUAACAUGUUGGUGUCCGUGCAUAACAUUCGGUCAGAUUGCUGAGAUUGUAGACAAAGGAUCUACUUCCUGUGGAGUAGGUGGAGUACUUUACACUCUUAUAGCCCUUACGGGAUGUGCGUGCUUAUAUUCUUGCUUCUAUCGUUCAAAGUUGAGAAGGCAAUACAUGCUGCCGGAGACUCCAUGUGCAGAUUGUUGUGUUCAUUUUUGUUGUGAAUGUUGUGCCUUGUGCCAAGAGCAUCGUGAGCUUAAAAAUCGCGGAUUUGAUAUGUCUAUUGGUACUUAAUAAACUUUUCUUUCCUCUCUAAAAUUUUGCCACAGACAUCAUACUAUUGGAUGACUAUGC
This is a messenger RNA of Olea europaea var. sylvestris, 688 nucleotides long. Its product is annotated as protein PLANT CADMIUM RESISTANCE 2-like. NCBI's taxonomy places the organism in Eukaryota, Viridiplantae, Streptophyta, Magnoliopsida, Lamiales, Oleaceae. The transcript has 3 exons. The record is from RefSeq and is a predicted model, not a curated record. The coding region runs from base 89 to 628 and encodes 179 amino acids.